Molecule: messenger RNA, 2046 nt
Organism: Branchiostoma floridae (Florida lancelet)
Lineage: Eukaryota; Metazoa; Chordata; Leptocardii; Amphioxiformes; Branchiostomatidae
Product: CMP-N-acetylneuraminate-poly-alpha-2,8-sialyltransferase-like
Exons: 5
Coding region: 206-1426 (406 amino acids)
Biological process (GO): N-glycan processing; oligosaccharide metabolic process
Molecular function (GO): alpha-N-acetylneuraminate alpha-2,8-sialyltransferase activity
Source: RefSeq, a predicted model, not a curated record
CAACAAUUAGGUCAACUCGACUGGAUUAAUGUGAACGACCAGGAUGACUUUCUUCAUCUACAAACCUUGAUGUGACGUGGUAGAUUUAUUUGUCCAAUGGACUGUUCUAUAGAGAAGCCGUAGAGCUGAGACCCUCAGAGUUUCAUGCUAACUGCGAGUAUAGGCCUACUUGUCUGCUGAAAACUUGUGACUGAGAUUGAGGAAAAUGGCGUCGGAUCCAGUAGAACUCGCAAGACCACCCCAAGACCAGUACGCCUCUUCCGCAAGGUCCAAGAAGAUAGAAUGGAGAUUCCGACAUUUUAUAGUCGGCCUCGUCUUCUUCGCCACGAUUCAUUUCCUUCUACAGAGGUCACCAAGACUGGACAUGCAGACAAAGGUAAUCGUGCCUGCCCCAAGUGCACCCCACAUCCACCGCAAAGACACGAGUAUUCAGCCCCACAUAUCAAGUAGAACACCUCGCCUGGCAACCACCUCCAUGCCUGACUGCGUGCCAGCGUCGAACGCGUCCUGUGUUCAUCAGUCCGACGGUCGAAGUAGAACACCACGCCCGGCAAAGGUGUACGCGCCUGCCUCUGUGGCAACUUCGAACGUAUCCUGGAUAUUCAAUGCUGAAGAGAUUAGAAAAGUCAGGAAUGCUACCGCAAUACUGCAUCCUGACGUCAGACUUCAAACGCACACGUUGGGGAACUGCCAAAAGAAAGCAAGAAGACGACGAAGAUCUUGUCAACCGGCACCGUUCAAUCAUACCGUUGGCAAUCACACAACAUGCGCCGUGGUGGGCAACAGCGGCAUCUUGUUGGGAAGUCACUGUGGCGCUGAAAUUGAUUCGAAGGAUUACGUCAUACGAAUGGACGUUCCAGCCAUCAGAGGGUUCGAAACAGACGUUGGUAGGAAGACAAACAUGACAAUUCUGAACGUCAGCACGCCCAAGCGGAUACGAGAUUCAUCCGGAUUGGAAAACAGGACUCAGGAUGUGUACGAGAGUCGUCUGAGAGACAUCAAUGGCACAGUUCUAGUUGCAGGUGCAAGAGAGCGUGUUGUCUUAAAGGCGGCAAUGACGAAAUAUGACAAUCAGUUUUCUUUCAUUUUGUUGACCUGCAAAGAGAGUUUUAAAUUCGCCCCUUUUAUUCACAGGAUCGCGUCAGCGGUAUCACGGAGAUACCGCACCCCGGGUCCCCCUUCCACCGGCCAGACGACCGUUCUCACCGCCACCGCGUUCUGUGACCAGCUCCACCUGUACGGCUUCUUCCCUUUCCAACGGGAUGAGAACAAGAGACCCGUGCCGUACCACUACUACCCGGACGAUUACAUCGAGCCUAUUAUACAAUCCACAAGACACAACAUGGGCAAGGAGUACCGGUUCUACGAACACCUUCAAAAACGACGGGUUUUGAAACUUCACGUUGGAAAAUGUGGCAUACACUGAAGUGAUAGGAUAUUGGAGUAAUUAUAUAAUUCUUUUUGGACCGCUGGAGCACCGGUCCAGAAAACUGGACCUGAAAAAAAUCAGUAGACUGGAUGCUGGACCGAUUCGAAAAUGCAUAGAUUAUUUCGGCAGGCGUUCGAGUGUUUUGGGGCUUACAGGUCCAAGAAAAGAACACGACCGAAAUAGAUGAGAAUUGAUAGUCAUGUUAAGCCUAAGUUGUUCUAAAACAGAGGCAGUUAGUUAGUUUGUUUGUUUGUUUUAUUUGGAUCUCCAUUAGUGAUACUAAAGCAACAAAUCUUAUACAAUAAGUAAACAGAAAACUAACAAAAUCAACUGAGGUAACUCAGAGUGAAGGUUGGAGAUCAGAGGUCAAAUAAAAAUGCCAUAACUUAGGUUUUGUAUGCAGAACGUGAAUAAAACAAUCAUUAACAAAACAUAAUUGAUUCUAACAAACUGAAUAUGCAUUAUGAAUAUAAGUACAAAGUAAAGUAGUCGUAAUGAUAAUAAAUAAUAUAAUGUAAACACCUAUACAUAACUGAGAAUGACAUUAGCAACACUAUAAACCAAAGUAAUCCAAAACAACAGCAACCGCUGAAUGAAAUAAAGGUAAUAUAAAAGAA